Messenger RNA from Trichomonas vaginalis G3, 924 nucleotides. Its product is annotated as protein serine/threonine kinase protein. Gene Ontology annotation, molecular function: ATP binding; protein kinase activity. Gene Ontology annotation, biological process: protein phosphorylation. The coding region runs from base 1 to 924 and encodes 307 amino acids. Lineage: Eukaryota; Parabasalia; Trichomonadida; Trichomonadidae. The record is from RefSeq and is a predicted model, not a curated record. The transcript has a single exon.
AUGAAUCAGGAAAACAUAGGUCCUUUACUCCUAAGCAAAGGAUAUCAACUCAUUGACUACAUUAAUAAGGGAGGAUUCGGUAGCUGCUACCUUGUUCAUAGUCUUAAAUACAACAUGAAAUUUGCAUGCAAGAUUUCUCAUUCACAAAAUUUUGAAUCAAAAAUAAGUUCAUCAUUUAGCAGAGAAGUAAGUACACGUAUUCAACUUAAUCAUACCAAUAUUGUUCGUGUUUAUGAUGUCUUUAUUGUAGAGAAUUAUUUAGCCAUAAUAUUGGAAUAUUGCCCUGGCGGAUCGGUUCUUUCUAAAAUGGAUGGACAAGACAGUUUAUCAAUUCCUAAGUUAAUAAAAUAUACUUACCAAAUGUUAGAUGCUUUAUGCUUUAUUCAUUCCAAAGGCAUUGCUCAUAGCGAUAUUAAACCAGGAAAUAUGUUGGUUGAUGAAUUCAAUCGCAUCAAGAUCUGUGAUUUUGGUUUAUCUCAAUUUGCAAAUCACAAUGAGACAAAUUCAAUUAGCUUUUGCGGCUCAACUAACUACAUGGCUCCAGAAAUCCUUAUGAAUACAAAAUAUGAUCCAUUUAAGGCAGAUGUUUGGUCUCUAGGAAUUACUUUGUACCAAAUGUUGUCUGGAAGACUGCCAUUUGUUAAUCCACUAGUUUCCUAUCGCAUUGAAGCAAUGAAGAUCGGACAUGAAAGGAUUAUGACUGCACCACGAAAUUUUAAUAAAUUAAUAGAUUUAUGCCUUAGAUUUGAUCCGCAGACACGCCCAAACAUGUUUCAAAUCAAGAAACACUUCGAAGAAAACUUUGGAAAGCCAAGUUCUUCCAAGCUACAGUCCGAAACAACUUUAUUCAGGAGAUCAGCGCAACAAUCUAUCAUCAAAAUAUCUAAAAGAGUGAAGAAAUAUGUCGAAAAUACUGUUUGUUAA